UUAAAAAAACGUUUGGUUCUUGAUCACAUCCUAUAUUGAUGAAUGUCUUCAAAUUCAAGAUUCCAGAAAAGAGUUAAGGGGAAGAAGCAGAAGCAGAAGCAGAAGAUGCUCUAAAAGGAAGCCUUCAAAUUCAAACACUUGAUCAAAAAGAAGUUGAAAUAAAUAUAUAGAUGAGUUAUCAGGACAUGACAAGGUAAUAAUCAAGUGAGGCAGAGAGACAGCAAAUGGAGAGCAGCAUCAGCAGCAGCACAGCAAAUUCAGAUGAGAAUUCUGAGGUAGGAUAUCAGCCAUCACUGUCGUCUUCUGUGGAUCAAAGUUCAUCAAGGAUCAGCACUGAAUCAUUUGCCUAUUGCCGGACAAAUUCGGAGACCUCGUCCGCCCUGUCUGAGCUCGAACCGGCCUCCCCGAUGAGCUGGCAGGGGCUCAAGUCCCCGGCCCGUGUCGCACUCUCGAGGCUCGGCAUGCGCCAGCAUCGCCGCCAUGGCUUGGACGACGAAAUCAUGGAUUUAGAGUUGGAGCUGAUGAAGGAGAGGUUCUCGAAGCUUUUGUUAGGCGAAGACAUGUCCGGGAGCGGCAAAGGAGUUUCGACGGCCGUCACAAUCUCCAACGCCAUAACCAACCUCUAUGCGUCUGUAUUCGGACAACAUCAAAGAUUAGAGCCAUUGCAGGAUGAGAAGAAAAUGAUGUGGAAAAGAGAGAUGAACUGUCUAUUAUCAGUGUGUGAAUAUAUCCUCGAAUUCAGACCGACUCUCCAGAAUUUAAAGGAUGGAACUACUCUAGAGGUUAUGACAAGCAGGCCAAGAUCAGACAUUUACAUCAAUCUUCCAGCUCUCAGAAAGCUCGAUGCCAUGCUCCUUGAAAUAUUAGACAGCUUCGGCGUUACAGAAUUCUGGUACGUCGAGCAGGGGACAAUGUCCGGGACUUCGACCCUGUCGGGAUCUUUCAGAAAAAUAUUGCCGCCGCAGCCACAGAGAAAAGAAGAAAAAUGGUGGCUCCCGGUCCCCUGCGUCUCGCCCGAAGGGCUAUCCGAGAAAUGCAAGAAACAUUUACGACAAAAGCGCGACUGCGCCAACCAAAUUCACAAGGCGGCCAUGGCCAUAAACAGCGGCAUCCUCGCCGAAAUGCAGAUCCCGGAAUCUUACAUGUCGUCCCUCCCUAAGCAGAGCGGAAAGGCGAUCGUAGGAGACGCAAUAUAUCGAUACAUGUACGGCGCGGAAAAAUUCUCGCCCGAUUAUCUGCUCGAUACUCUGAGCAUAAGCUCGGAGCAUGAAGCGCUCGAGCUUGCGGACAAGAUCGAGGCCGCGAUGUACACAUGGCGCCGCAAAGUGUGUAUGGCGAACUCAAAAUCGUCGUGGGGCGUCGUGAAAGAUCUCGUGUCGGAUAUCGACAGGAGCGACAAGAAUCAUCUCUUGGCGGAUCGAGCAGCGACGCUGUUGUUCUGCUUGAAGCAAAGAUAUCCCGAGCUUUCGCAGACUACGUUAGACACCAGCAAAAUUCACUACAACAAAGAUGUAGGACAGGCAGUGCUCGAGAGCUACUCUCGGGUACUCGAAGGUUUGGCGUUCAACUUUGUAGCUUGGAUCGACGACGUAAUUUUUGUAGACAAAACCACGAGAAAUGCCAAGUAGGAAGUGAAACAUUCGGUCGGGUAGUUCGAGUCAGUACAGCGAGCGUGGGAAGGAAGGAUCUUUGUCGAAUGCUUUUUUAAGACAAACACUUGUUGAGUAACUGAAUUUCGUCGUUCUUCUUCGCUUUAUUGCGCGAAGAUAGAUUAUAUUCGAAAUGCAUAUUGUCUAUCAAAUUUAUAGAACCUUGUUUUUGUUGGUAAACUAUAUAGUAUUAUCUUCGUCGGCCAAAUUUAGAGACAUAUCUUUGGUGAGUUUACAGAAGAAAUGUCCCUAAAUUUGGUGGACGGAAAAAAAUAUGUAAUAAUAUAUUUUCUUAUUAGUUUUUGGUUUUAGGUAAGAUAUUAUUUAAGGCGGUGGCUAGAGUGCUGAGAUU
Andrographis paniculata is the source of this 2001-nucleotide messenger RNA. RefSeq names its product rop guanine nucleotide exchange factor 3-like. Bases 225 to 1628 code for a protein of 467 amino acids. The record is from RefSeq and is a predicted model, not a curated record. Gene Ontology annotation, molecular function: guanyl-nucleotide exchange factor activity. Lineage: Eukaryota; Viridiplantae; Streptophyta; Magnoliopsida; Lamiales; Acanthaceae. The transcript is spliced from 8 exons.